GGUGUAUCCAGAUAAAGUUCCGCGCCACCGGAGUUUUAUCGCGUGAAACUCCGACUGUGUGUGUCCCGGUACCGUCGCUUCUAAAGCAAAGAUCCUCUAAAGCCUUUUAAUCUUGAGCUGCCCCUUUUCCUCAAGCUCAACUCGGUUGUAUUCGAUUCCAUUGUGAUCACACCGUUCCGAGUGGUCAAAGAUACAGAGCGAGAGGCCAAUCAGUCGAUCAAUUGGAAGAUAAACAUGUCAAUUCUCAACUUUUGGAAGAAGAGGGUCUCACCAGAACAGAUUACAUGGCAACAGGUGAACCCGUCGUUGUCCUCGAAGGCCACAAGUUUACCGCCACUGUCACCUGCUUACAAGUCCAAGCAGAGGGUGUUCACCUCUGGUCAGGUUGGUACAGAUGCUCAGGGGAAGCUUUCCAGCGAUAUCGUUGAGCAGACGGAGAACUGCUGUCUCAACAUGCAGAGAAUCCUGGAAACCACAGGUUCGAGCAUGUACAAAGUCGUCAAGGUGUUGUUGUUCAUCAAGAGACGUGAGGAUGCAGCCGUGGUCAAUGAGAUCUACCAGACAAAGUUUGGGAAUGCUCCACCGGCAAGAUCUGCUAUUCUGUGUGACUUCCCGAACCCAAACGUCCUUGUUGAAUUCGAAGUCAUUGCCACUGUGGAUCCAAGUCUGCAGCCGGUGAGUUGGGAGCAGAUUAAUGAACCAGCUUUGAAGUUCUUGUCUCCAGGUUUCAGAGCACAUGGAUUGGUGCAUACAUCUGGUCAAGUUGGAUUCGAUUCAAAUGGUGACCUGCCUUCUGAUAUCGCAGAGCAGACCAUCAAUGCCAUUGAAAAUGUUUCAAAAGUGUUGAAAGCCGGUGGUUCUUCCUUGGAUAACUCUCUAAAGGUUCUAUUCUUCAUCAGCAAGAGGGAAUACGCAUCCAUCGUUAACAAGAUCUACCCAAAGUACUUCAAGAACAAACCUGCAAGAUCUCUCAUUAUUGUUGAUUUCCCGAACAGUGACAUAGGUGUUGAAUUGGAAGUCAUUGCCUCGUCAGCAGCUUCGCCUUCACCAGUGAGACAGAUCACUUGGGAAGACAUCGGAUCCAGUGGCAACAACUUGUUAUCCCCAGCAUAUGCGACGAGAGACCUGGUCUUCACCUCCGGGCAAUUGGGUACCGAUUCGACGGGUAAAUUACCAGCUAACUGUAUAGCUCAAACCGAAAACGCACUGAAGAACGUUAUCAAGGUCCUCGAGGCCAGUGGAUCAUCUAUUGAUAAAUCUCUAAAGGUUCUAUUGCUCAUUAAAAACAGAGAAGACGUUUCUGCAAUCAACGAGGUCUAUGCUAAAUAUUUCACCACUAAACCGGCGAGAUCGGCAAUUCUCGUCGGAUUCCCAAAUCCAAACGUCCUGGUGGAGAUUGAAGUGGUCGCAGAAGUUGAUUCUACAAAGUCCAAGCUCUGAGAGCUGUUUUAUAACAUCAUCAUAGCAGUUUGUCCGUUCACUUAUAAGUGCCAUGUUGUAGGUAAAUGUCUGCACACCCGAACACCACAUAAUUAAGCUACGGGACAUCUCCUCGGACCAAGUCCCCCCCCCCAAAAGGUGACAUUAAAAUGCGAAUCAUCAAUCUCUAUCGGACAAAUUGCGAUCAAGGCCAAUCAUAGCCACAAGAAUGAUCCACUCCGUGCUUAUAUUCAACAACGACGGCGCACCAAGGCUUACAAAGUUUUAUUCACCAGUGGUGAGUUCUAUGUU
This is a messenger RNA of Williopsis jadinii, 1731 nucleotides long. Its product is annotated as RidA family protein. Bases 235 to 1440 code for a protein of 401 amino acids. The transcript is spliced from 2 exons. Lineage: Eukaryota; Fungi; Ascomycota; Saccharomycetes; Phaffomycetales; Wickerhamomycetaceae. Gene Ontology annotation, molecular function: deaminase activity. Gene Ontology annotation, cellular component: cytosol. The record is from RefSeq and is a predicted model, not a curated record.